Lymnaea stagnalis (great pond snail) is the source of this 4206-nucleotide messenger RNA. The record is from the annotation of a GenBank genome assembly. Lineage: Eukaryota; Metazoa; Mollusca; Gastropoda; Lymnaeidae.
ACAGACCAGAACACCACACAAGUGUCGCCUGACUGGUCAACACUCGACAAUGUUCAUCUUAAGACUUUUGACCGUCCUGGCCGGAGCGCUGUUGGUGACCAAUGCGAAUGUUGUGCGCAGACAGGUAUGCCAUCUUUAUUAAAACAAACCUUACAACGUUAGCCAUCCUGCUGGCUUAAGCUUUUGGUGUAGGGGAAACCAGGUUUGCCAGUGUCUAGAGUCAUGAGCCUAGACUUGGGUAUAGGGGAAACCAGAGUUUCCAGUGCCUAGAGUCAUGAGCCUUGUCUUGGGUGCUAGGUCAACCAGAGUUUUCAGUACCUGGAGUCACGCGAUAAAGAGUGUUUUUUUUAAAGUCUUAGCAAGUAUUACUAAAAGAUGCAAUUUUAAAAUCCUUUAUAUUAACGUUGCUUUUUUGUGGGUGGAGGCUGGCGAAAUGACUCAGUGGGUUGCAACAUCUUCCGGCGGCUUACGUAUAUGAUAAUUCGCGUACAGUUACAUAAAUGAUAAUUCGCGUACAAUUACGUAAAUGAUAAUUCGCGUACAAUUACAUAAAUGAUAAUUCACGUACAAUUACAUAAAUGAUAAUUCGCGUACAGUUACAUAAUGAUAAUUCGCGUACAAUUAAAAAAUGAUAAUUCGCGUACAAUUAAAUAAAUGAUAAUUCGCUUACAAUUAAAUAAAUGAUAAUUCGCGUACAAUUAAAUAAAUGAUAAUUCGCUUACAAUUAAAUAAAUGAUAAUUCGCGUACAAUUACAUAGAUGCAACAAAAAAUGGAAACAAACAUGCAUCUAAAGUAUAUAUACUAGCGAGUUAGUUGUUACGUGUUGCUUUUAUUCGACCAGUUAUCAUGUCGAGCUUGGCAUUCAAACAAAAGAAAACGAAAAAAAUUACCUGAUUUUACCAAACGGAAAGCUCUUACGCGCCACGCAUGACUGUUUGACGCGCAAGUUGGCUGCGAUCCCGUUUAGAGAAUUGACUUGGAAGAACGACUGUUUUUUUUAAAAAUAAUAAAUUAUAAUAAUAAAACCGAAACUUUUCCAUGUUCCUAAUUCACAACUCGGCACACAUGCACUAGUAGGGCUAUAAUUUAUCAAGAUGAUUUUAUCAAACACAGCAAUGAAUCAACAAAGCUAUUCUGACUCGUCAACCUACCAACCACUUCCUCUUUUUCUUUCUUCCUUUCUUUUUUCCAGACGUCUUCGCAAGUAGUCGAGCUAUGCAAUGGUUCUACCAAGUCAUUGAUCAACAUCGGCGCCCAGUCGUACGGCCUUAUCAAGAGCCCCGGUUUCGGCCAGAGGAACUAUCCCAACAACGUUGCCUGUAAGGCGACCCUUCGAACACAGAACCAGCCUCUGAUCAUCAGCCUACAAUACAAGUGAGUGUGCCACGCGUGUUCAAUAGCAGCUGUGCUAAACUUUCUCCCACUUUCUGUUGGAUUAAACCCAUUCUGCCAUUUGGUUUUCUGGCUGCGCAACCAGAUCCUUCACGUGGGCUCCGCAAUCACUGGGGCUGCAGUGGGGCUGCAGUGGGGCCUCGGGUGGUUAGGGAGCCCAAAAUGGUGAUCAAUGGAAAAUCAACUAUCAACUUUGUGUGCAGGAAACGCUAAACCUAAUCGUGGCAGUUGGGUCCUCCAAAAGUUCCGAGACGGCUCUGUGUGCAAGGGAAUGAUAGCUUUACAACAAACACGAAAAAUGGAUAUUUUACUUUAAUUGUAUUCAUCUUAAUUAUAUAUAUAUAUAUAUAUAUAUAAUUAAAAAUGACGACAUUUCGAUGCAAAUUACGCCCGUUCAUCAUACGUCUUAAGAAAGUUGUACAUUAUUAGUCUAGGCAAAGCUGUACAUCAUUAGUCUUAACAAAGCCUUUAAUCAAGGACAAGAGAAAGGUUGAAAUUCAAUUACUCUUCAAAACCUACCAUCACGAUGCUGGAAAAACGAAGAUUAAAUAUUGUGAUCAAAUGGUUGACAAAAGGGUAAAUUUUUAAAAAAUAUUGCAACACCUAUAAAAUGUAUAGCACAGCUAAGACAAGUAACACAUAAACAAUCUAAACACAGCAAACACAAGUCAAACAUUAACAAUCUAAACACAGCAAACACAAGUAAAACAUAAACAAUCUAAACACAGCCAGCACAAGUCAAACAUAAACAAUCUAAACACGUUCUGUGUCUCCCCAGCUAUUUUUCCCUGGAGUACGAGAGUCAGAGCUGCAGCUACGACAGACUGUGCAUCAGCGGAGUCCAGUACUGCGGUGGCUGGUUAUCAAACUACAACUACGAAUACGUCGUGCCCGCUUACUCGACCUUCACCUUGGACUUCAGGACGGACAGCUCUGUGACGGACAGCGGAUUCCAGGUGAUUAGACCGGCUAGAAGUGAAAUCAUUGGAUUACUGCUCACAAGGCCAAUUUAAUGUGUGAAAAUAUAACAGGAAAUUGUGGGAGACAUUUGGCCACCAAAUAUGGGCGUGUCAUGCUUGUAUGCGUUAAAGCUGGGAAAUAUAGGUGUGGGCGUCCCUGAGUGGCGUGCCUAGGGAGGGGGGUUGUAGGGAAGGCUAAUUCGUGUGGGACCCCCACCCCACUUACGCUGUUUUCUUAAUCUCUUAUAUUGUAUUAUAUAAUAAAUCCGUGAAUGGGGAGCAACUGUAGGAGCUCGGCCUCUGAAACAUUUUAUCAAGCUGCAAUAGGUGUCAAGCUGUGCAAUGUCCACUGGUAUACCAAUGUCUUGUCUGCUCAAUGACCAGCCCACUGACCGCUGGGAAUGUUAACUCUAAUUAUUUGUCCCACUUUUAUAGUUUUUAAUUAUUUUUUUCCUUUUAAUUUAAAGGAUUCCCCCCCCCCCCCAAAAAAAAAAAAGUCCAAUUAUUUGUUUACUUCCAUUACCGUCCACAGAUUGCCGCGUCCGCCCGAGCUUACAAUGGUGAAGCCAUCGCUGUCGCUACAGGUGGAGUCGGCACAAACUCCGGCCGAGUGACGUACUCAUCACCAUAUCUGAACACCUACUAUGACGCAUGCGCCCCGUCAUCGAGCGACCCGGCCUACAACAAGGACACGGCCUCGGUCUAUUACAGCUGGCUGGGUCAGGACAACCUGUACAACCUGACGUCCACUCAGAGUUGGUCUGCCUAUUACAACACGACCAAUUAUCCAUACUACAACACUACUUACUAUCCAUACAACACAACAUAUUAUCCAUACUACAACACAACCUAUUAUCCAUAUAACACAACCUAUUAUCCAUACUACAACACAACCUAUUAUCCAUACUACAACACUACCUACUAUCCAUACAAUACAACAUAUUAUCCGUACUACAACACAACCUAUUAUCCAUACUACAACACAACCUAUUAUCCAUAUAACACAACCUAUUAUCCAUACUACAACACAACCUAUUAUCCAUAUAACACAACCUAUUAUCCAUACUACAACACAACCUAUUAUCCAUACUACAACACAACCUAUUAUCCAUACUACAACACAACCUAUUAUCCAUACUACAACACAACCUAUUAUCCAUACAACAACACAACCUAUUAUCCAUAUAACACAACCUAUUAUCCAUACUACAACACUACCUACUAUCCAUACAAUACAACAUAUUAUCCAUACUACAACACAACCUAUUAUCCAUACUACAACACAACCUAUUAUCCAUAUAACACAACCUAUUAUCCAUAUAACACAACCUAUUAUCCAUACUAUAACACAACCUCCUAUCCAUACUACAACACAACCUCCUAUCCAUACUACAACACAACCUCCUAUCCAUACUACAACACAACCUAUUAUCCAUACUACAACACAACCUAUUAUCCAUAUAACACAACCUAUUAUCCAUACUACAACACUACCUACUAUCCAUACAAUACAACAUAUUAUCCAUACUACAACACAACCUAUUAUCCAUACUACAACACAACCUAUUAUCCAUAUAACACAACCUAUUAUCCAUACAACACAACCUAUUAUCCAUACUAUAACACAACCUCCUAUCCAUACUACAACACAACCUCCUAUCCAUACUACAACACAACCUCCUAUCCAUACUACAACACAACCUCCUAUCCAUACUACAACACAACCUAUUUGCCCAGCCCCAAUGCUCCCCAGAACGCAUUUGCCGCAAACGUGGCGACCACCGGUACGGUGAUAGCAGCCACGACCACCACCCGGGCCCCAACCACACGGGCUGCUGUGGUCGCCACCACCAC